Nymphalis io (European peacock) is the source of this 7381-nucleotide messenger RNA. Its product is annotated as uridine-cytidine kinase-like 1. The coding region runs from base 480 to 2147 and encodes 555 amino acids. The transcript is spliced from 12 exons. The record is from RefSeq and is a predicted model, not a curated record. Gene Ontology annotation, molecular function: ATP binding; kinase activity. Lineage: Eukaryota; Metazoa; Arthropoda; Insecta; Lepidoptera; Nymphalidae. Gene Ontology annotation, cellular component: cytoplasm.
CACUAAUUGCGUGUGCUUAGCGUGAAUUUAUAUGAAUCUUACUAAUAUUUUUUAAAUAAAUUAAACCUUUUUGUGACGACCAGUGAUGGCUGGGAAGCUGAAUAAAUUUGAAACUCCCAGUUCGGCUAGCUCCGAUAGGUAAAUCGUGUGUGCUAACCUUAUAUAUUGUUUGUUUGCACAGCUGUCUCGUGUCAACAAAAUUUUCGCUUGAGAAGGCUCUUAUUUAGUGCUAGCUUCGUCGCGGGCACGUAUAACCGUUGUUUUCGUGCAGUGUUUUAGCGUGAAACGGGAACAGGUUCGGUGUACCGAAAUACCAAUCCACUGCCUGGAAUCAUAACCUCAGCGUACACACAUUGUGAUUUAUUUUUAGACGAUCAUUAAAUACAUUGGCAGCUUGCUUUACGCUACAUGAUCGCGACGUGAGAUAGACACGUGCUCGGAUAAGAUUAAUAUCGGAGGACUUGUCUCUAAUUGAGAAAAUGAACAAAAUCUUGCAAGAUAUGGAACAAAGUUCUGUAAUCUUCGCGAAUGCUGACACAGAACUUGCAUUGGAUUUGAGCGAGCAAGUAUUUGUUGAUGAUGACGACUACUCCCGCGCGCCAGCGUCCCCCACCACCGUGCCUAACGUUAGGCCAUACCGGCCACCCUCUACAGGUUCAAAUAUAUUGAAGUCGCCCCGGGCUCGCCGCGUUCGUACCGCAUCUAUGUCGCAAUCAAAUAAACGCACAACAGCAGAAAGCAUCCUUCAUGCAGAUCGACGCACUAUCUACACUGCUGGUAGACCACCAUGGUACAAUUGUACCGGUGGUCAGGAAGUGGAACCGUUUCUUAUUGGUAUCGGGGGAGCGAGCGCCUCCGGCAAAACGACGGUGGCGACGAAAAUCAUAGAAUCUCUUAAUAUACCCUGGGUCACUAUUGUUAGUAUGGACUCGUUUUAUAAGGUUUUGAACGAGAAACAGCACCAGGCAGCGAUGCGUAACGAAUACAACUUCGACCACCCAGACGCGUUCGACAUCGAGCUGCUCAUCACGGUGCUGCAGAGACUUAAAGAGGGGAAGAAGGUGGAGGUGCCCAUCUACAACUACGUCACGCACUCCAGGGAGAACAGGACGAAAACGAUGUACGGCGCGAACGUGAUCGUUUUCGAAGGUAUCCUCGCGUUUUACAACGCGGACGUCCUGAAGAUGUUGGACAUGAAGGUCUUCGUCGACACCGACGCCGACAUACGGCUGGCGCGCCGGUUGCGGAGGGACAUCGUGCAGCGCGGGCGCGACCUGGAGGGCGUGCUGAAGCAGUACCUGACGCACGUGAAGCCCGCGUACCAGAGCUACAUCGCGCCCAGCAUGGCGCACGCCGACAUCAUCGUGCCGCGGGGGGGGGAGAACCUCGUCGCCAUCUCGCUCAUCGUGCAGCACGUGCACAAGCAGCUGCAGCUCCGCGGAUUCAAAGUGAGGGAAAAGUUAGCGAUAGCGCACAUCGGGCAACCGCUACCGGAUUCCUUAUACGUCCUUAAAGAUACACCACAGGUGCAAGGCCUGCACACGUUCAUCCGCAACAAGGACACCCCGCGCGACGAGUUCAUCUUCUACUCCAAGCGCCUCAUGCGCCUCGUGAUCGAGUUCGCGCUGUCGCUCAUGCCGCACUCCGACCUGCGCGUCGACACGCCGCAGGGGUUCUCCUACCACGGUCGCAAGUGCGACGUGGAAAAAGUGUGCGGGGUGUCGAUUCUACGCGCCGGGGAGACCAUGGAGCAAGCGGUCUGCGAUGUCUGCAAAGACAUCCGCAUCGGGAAGAUACUCAUACAGACCAACCAGCAGACCGACGAGCCGGAGCUGUACUACCUGCGGCUGCCCAAGGACAUCAAGGACUACCGCGUGGUGCUGAUGGACGCGACGGUGGCGACGGGCGCGGCCGCCAUCAUGGCCAUCCGCGUGCUGCUGGACCACGACGUGCCCGAGCGCGCCAUCAGCCUCGUCAGCCUGCUCAUGGCAGAGAUCGGCGUGCACUCCAUCGCCUACGCCUUCCCGGAGGUAAAGAUCGUGACGUCGGCCUUAGAUCCAGAAAUCAACGAAAAGUUCUACGUGCUACCCGGCAUCGGGAACUUCGGGGACAGAUAUUUUGGUACGGAACCCGCUGAGGACGAGUGAGCGAGACGAAAGUAUGCACUGUAUAUAGAGUGAGCGAAACAAAUAUAAAUACGACGGGUGUUGGCAAUAUUGUAAAUGUUUAUAUUGAAAACUAAAAAGCAAGUUCCUUUUAAGCGUAAUCUUGUUAAUUAUAAGAGAGUCCUAAUAUAAAAUAUAUAUUCAUUUUUAUUAUUUACUUUUAACAUCAUAAAAAAAUGUGGUAUUUAAAAAAACGAUUUAUAAAAAAAAAUAUAUAAAAAACUUGUUGUAAUGAAUCAGAAGAAUAUAUACUUAAUAAAAAAACACUACAGUGUUGCCAACAUGCCUCAUAAACUGACUAUUUCAUACAACCAAAAAUAGACUGAAUUUCCUUAUAUUAUGUGCGAAAAUUGCCUGUUGUAUUUAUUACUACGUAGGACUACGUACAAACCUAAUAUUUUAAUACAAUUUAGUAAGACGCUUAAAUGUAAAGGAUUUUAGUAUUUACUGACUUGUGUAUAAGGAUUGAAAUGCUUCAAAAUGUAUAUCAUCAUGCUAUGGCUGCGUCAAUAUCGCUGAGACACAAACAACUAUUCUAAUAGGCUUAAAUUUAUUUUAAAAAUAUCUAUUUAAGGAAACCAAUACGAAAAAGUUUAUAUAUUAGUUUAAAUUUAUUUAAUAUUAUUAUUAUAAUUUAUGCGAAAUUAGGCUGAUUUUAUUUUUAAGUGACAACAGUUACUGAUUUCAUAAAAAAUAUUCUUAAAUUAGAUAAAAUCUAGUCGCAAUUAUGUGAUCUCUUAUAAAAUAUUAGAAAUUAAUUAGUGUAUUUAAUACUUACUUGACAUAAUUAAAAUUAAAAACAUGGCCGACAUAUUUAGUGUCACUACUUUGAAAAUAUUUAAAGCGUCGUAAGUCAAAUUAUUUAUUCAAUAUAAAAAUUGGUUAUAAAUUGAUAAAAAUGUACUUACAAGAGUUAACGGCGAAAGAAAACGGUUACAAAAAAAAUGUAGAAGCUUCUCAAUUCGUCGUUUUUUUUUUUUUUUUGUAAGAAGUUUAGGGCUACUUUCUUAUGAAAGCCAAUAUGUUUUAAGAUAUUUGACAAAUUAUUUGAAUAAAAGGCAAGUUUUUAAUUUUAAUAGAUAUUUAAUUUUAUGACUUCUAUCUUUUUCUAGAAAAUAUUUUUUUGAUUUUUGACUUGGACAGUGGUAUUUAUCUUGAAGCUACACACAAAGAUUAUACAAAUUUGCAAUUGUAUCUAGCAUUGACCACUGACCAUCAACUAUAACCUUUCCUAUUAAUUAGAGAAUAUCUAUAUUCUAUAUAUAAGAAGAGAUGAUUUAAAUUAUAUGCGUUGAAACUAUGUUCAGACAUUUUUAAAAUACACAAAAUUAAAAUAAAAAGAACAAAAUACACAUUACAAAUUUAAAGCAAAAACAUGCCGUCUAAAAGAUUGUCCUGUGGCAUUGUACCCAAGACACUGGCACUAUUUCCUCUCUGCACCGUUAGACUCAGCAUUUUGGGCUAAAUAAGCGCCAGCUCUUUAAAUCUCUUUAAAGAGAUAAUUAAUAAUAAUUGGCUCAGCACAGUCAUCUGAUCAUAAGUAUAAUAUGAAUAUAAUGAAACAUAAUAAAUAACAUUAAAAAACAAAAGAGAGACUUAACCACAGUUACUGAACUGAAUUUUCUGUGCGGAGCAAAUCCAUGUAUCAAAUAUAUGUAUAUAUUUAUAUCUUAUUCAAAAUGUCAAUUAAACAAUUGAUUGUUGAAACAGGUUACGCAUAUUGUAUAGAUUUAUUGACAAUAUAUAUAAGACACUAGUGUGUGACUUUAAUUUUUUAAAUGCAUAUAAAAUUAACAUGUGAAUAUAAUCAAUGAAAAUAUUGUAUAAUAUAUAUAUAUAAUUUUAUUUAUAAAAUAUCUUAAGCCGUGACAUGCAAUCUUGGUGCAAUCCUAGUUUUUUUUAUAAAUUAAAACUAUUUGAAUAUAAAAAAUUUAAGGUCACAGGAAGUUGUACCAAAGAUAUAAUCGUUCCCUUAACGAUAAUUUGAAUACGAAAUUAAUGUUACUAUAUAUGAAAUUAGUUUUAUUAUUACAAAAAAAAAAAAUCUUACUUGCAUAACAUUACACGUGAUAGAAGUAAUUUUUAAGUGCGUUAGAAAUGUUUCACAUUAUAUACAUCAUUAUAAUUACAUAGAGAGUGGUAGAGCUUUGUGAAAGCUCGUCUGGGUAGGUACCCCCACUCAUCAGAUAUUCUAUCAAAUAAAAGCAGUACUUGGUAUUGUUGUGUUCCGGUUUGAAGGGUGAGUGAGCCAGUGUAAUUACAGGUAUAAGGAACAUAACAUCUUAGUUGCCAAGGUUGGUGGCGCAUUGGUGAUGUAAGGGUGGGUUAACAUUUCUUACAAUGCCAAUGUUUAUGAGCGUUGGUGAACACUUACCAUCAGGUGGCCCAUAUGCUCGUCCACCUUCCUAUUCUAUAAAUAAAUAAAAAAAUAUUGUUAUCUGAAUAGAUUUCUAUUGGCUUUUUCAGUUUAUAUAUUAUAAAUAUAAAUAAAAGGCUUUAUAGACGAGAUUAGCUCUUUGAUCUUUGAUUUGAAAUUCCAUAGAAGAUACAGCACUGUUUAACCAAUCACACCCUAAUCGACAUAUACAAGUUCUAAAUUUGACAACUAAGAAAUUAUUUACAAAUUAUCUUACAUAAAGUAGUAUGAUUUAUACAAUAUGAAAAAAACUUUAUUGCAUUCUUAAAUGAUGUUAAUUAGACUAUUAUACUACUAGAAGUAGUAGUAAAAUUAUGGUACCAUAUGUGUUAAAAUUAUUUUUAUUAUUUAUUUACUUAAUUAAAAUUGUCGUCUCAAGACUACUACGAAACAAUACGUGUAUAGUAAGUACUUCGUUUUAUAAUUUAAAUAGAAAAUAAAAAUAACCUAAAAAUAGUUAAGCAAUAUUGACACACCCAUAGCGAAUCGAAUUAAUUCAUGCGACCAUUACAUCUUGUAGGCAAUGAUUCUUUUCUACAUAAUAUUUUAUCUUGGCUAAAGUCCGCUCAGAGAACGCGUUCAUGACGUCUGUCUUAUCAUGACACUGACAUGAUGACAGAAUGCUUGUCAUGAGUCAUGACAUGACACGUAGUCGUUUUGCUUUUAUGAGUGGUCGUGGUCACGCUUGUUAAUUUGUCUAUUAUUCUGUGGUAGUUGCCUUUCUUACGCACUCAUGCAAGGGGUACAUUACAAUAUUCGUUAGUAGAAUAUAUAUAUUAUACUAUCCUUAGAUUUACUUACUAUUACUUACAUUUUUAUUGUAAAUUCUUCGCUAUUUCAAAUUUUAGUCAAGAAGGCAUUUUCUUCGUCUUCUUCCUCUUGCUAUCUCUUUUUAACUCGACACUAGAGAAAGAUAUGGCAAUAUUCUGUAUCCUGUCGUAUUUUAAAAUAUUGUGUACAUAAGGAUCAGUACUAUAUUAACUUAAAAUUAAUUAAAACUUGCGUAUUCGUUUAUAUUGUAAAUGUUAAUAUGCUCGAUGCAAAGUGAGUCCAAAAUUAAUUUUAUAUUGUAUUGUAUAACUGCUAUAACCUUAAAACAAAUAUGGCGCUCGUAAAAACACAAAUAUUUUGAUUUUCCAAAUGUACACAUGUACAUAUGCACAAUACUUGGGUAUAAACUGGUUAAAAUACGCUUUAUAUAACGAUACAUUAUAUAAUGUCACCCGGAUUAUGUACUUUAAAUAGAUUAUGCACAAAACAAAUUCAAAUACAAAACAUAUAGUAAAUCUUGUAUGAUAUAAAGUGCACAUAUAUCUUUAAAUACACACAAAUUAUAUAUGUCAAUAUAACAAAAUGUAAAGUGCACUACACAAAAAUAAAUACAAUCUUGACCACUUUAUGUAGUAAUAUUUCAUACAAUAAUAAACAACCACGCAAAAAGUAUUUUUUUUUUAUCUUUGAUUCUAAUUCAGUGGUGAUUGUACAAAACAUUUGUUUAAAAAAAAAUGUCAGAAAAUAUCCAUUUAAAAAUCAUUAACAAAUGUUUGCAUUUCGAUAUAGUAAAUUAUUACAUAUGUAAUCUAUAUGCAUCGUAAUAUUUUUAUUUUAUUAACAAUAUCUAAUACACGACUCUAUCUCCAAUAAUAAUAAAUCAUAUGUAAAAAUAAAUUAUUUUCCUAGAAAAUAGAAAUACAUAGUAGUUUUUAUAUAUGGCUUUUAAUACAUACAUAUGAUCUAUCAUUGUCUUUUUCCAGUACAUGUUGUACAAAAUGUAAACAAGCUAAAAAAAUAAAAAAUAUAAAAUUUAUUAUUUUUAACCUUUGAAAAUAUAAUUGAAUGAGACUUUUUUUAAACUAUAAAUUUUCAAAAUCAGUAACUAGAUAGAAAAACGUGGUGCUUUUAUUACGAAACAAAUGUGUUCCGAAUACAUUUUAUAUUAGCCAAUCAUGUAUCUUCGCUCAUUCCGACGAAUACUGCCAUUUUGGUUCACAUUUUUAUUUAUUGCAGUAUUAAUAAAUAAAUUCAAACUGAUUAAUAUAGGAUCUACUUUGUGUACAUAUGAGUGUUGAAUUAAUAAUUAUAUGUAAUAGUUUUUAAAAAUACUUCGUUUUAAGUUUACAAAUUUAUUUUACAUUUUAGGAUUAUUAUUUUUACUUCUUUUAAUUUAUUAGUGAAUUUAGUUUUUACUAUUUAACUAAGAAUAAUAAUUUCUCAAUACUUAAAAAGUUAGUGUGUCAUUUUUUUUUAAUUUAUUUCUAAUGUAAAAUAGAAGACUAAGGAAUAAAAAUGUUGUAAGUGUACACUUUAUAUGAUAUUAUUAUAAAAAUGACUUGUAAAUGUCACGAUGUAUACAAAUGUACUGUCAAGCUUAUUGAUAUUUACUUAAACGUCGCCACAGAUAUCAUACAUUUUUUUAAUUCGAAAUGACAAAAAAAUGUUAUUUUAUUACACUCGCGAAUUAAUCGCCUAUUUAGAAAUGGUAUAGUCGUAAAUAAUAAAUCCGAUUUUAAUUUAAUCUAUUAAAUAUAUUUCAUGACGUGAUUUUAAAUCUGUCAAAUAUAUAGUAUAAACAAUGUUGUUUUUUUUUAUUGUGAAUCUGUGGCAAAACUUAUAACGACUGCAGUGUCGCUAUUGGAAUGUUACUUUUAUUCCCGCUAUCUUCUCCUAGUGACGUGUAACUUAGUGUAUCUACUUUUUGAGCACAAUAAUUGUGUUUUAUAUGAAUAUAAUAAGUUGCUGUGAAUAUAUAAAAAAAAAGAAAAAACCAAGAAGAAAAUAUGAAAUAAAAUAAAUAUUAAUA